GAAAAGUGUGCGGACGCGCGCGCGGCGCACGGUGGGGUCUGCCCCGGGCCGCGAUGCGGGCCGCGGAGGGGCGGGAAAUGGGAGGCCGUCCCAGCGCCCGAGCGGACCGGAGGCGGGGGCGGGGGCCAGGGCGGCCGCGGAGCGGGGGAGGCAAUGGCGCCGGCUGCGUCCAAGCUGCGGGCCCGGGAGGGGCUCGGGGCGCUGCCGCAGCGGGCGCUCGCCCAGUACCUGCGCCUUCUGCGCCUCUACCCGGUGCUCACCAAGGCGGCCACCAGUGGCAUUUUGUCAGCACUUGGGAACUUCCUGGCCCAGAUGAUUGAGAAGAAGUGGGAAAAAGAAAACUGCUCUCAAAAGCUAGAUGUCAGUGGGCCUCUCAGAUAUGCCAUUUAUGGGUUCUUCUUCACAGGACCCCUGAGUCACUUCUACCUCUUCAUGGAGCACUGGAUCCCUUCCGAGGUCCCCUUGGCUGGGGUCAAGAGGCUCCUCCUGGACCGCCUCCUCUUUGCACCGGCCUUCCUGUUGUUGUUCUUCCUCAUCAUGAGCUUCCUGGAGGGGAAAGACGCAGCUGCGGUCGCUGUCCAGAUAAGGAGACGCUUCUGGCCAGCGCUGUGCGUGAGCUGGCAAGUCUGGACCCCCGCGCAGUUUGUCAAUAUCAACUACGUCCCUUUGCAGUUCCGAGUGCUUUUUGCCAACCUGGUGUCUCUGUUCUGGUACAUGAACCUGGCCUCUCUGGGGAAGUGAAGAUGACCCAAGCGAGCGCAGACACACUGCCCACGUGCGUCUAGGGACCCACCUGCCUAGGGCGAGGGAGCAGAGACAACCAGUCAGGACUUGAUCUGACUCUCGAUCAUGUGACAGAAGACGGAGAAACAGAAAUCUUUUCAUGUAAGAAUCUUGUGCUUUAAAAAGGCAGAAACUGUCUUCAGGUGAUGCUGCCUUCGUCAUAAAAUACAGUAGUGCUGACUUCACUUGUCACCUUGAAUCAAAUUAGGAUGACAAUAAACUAAAACGCACCAUUU
Lutra lutra (Eurasian river otter) is the source of this 1019-nucleotide messenger RNA. RefSeq names its product peroxisomal membrane protein 2 (gene PXMP2). Lineage: Eukaryota; Metazoa; Chordata; Mammalia; Carnivora; Mustelidae. The coding region runs from base 154 to 741 and encodes 195 amino acids. The record is from RefSeq and is a predicted model, not a curated record. The transcript is spliced from 5 exons. Gene Ontology annotation, cellular component: cytoplasm; membrane.